UGCAAAAUGGCAGCCGCUAUGGAACCACGAGGUGCCUUAUUCGGUGAAUGACCACUCUCUCCCUUUUCCGUGCCGAUCGUUGACUUUGUGGGACAGGAUGGCCCUAUUUCAGAAUUCCAUAAUGAGAUUUCGCUGCCUAUCCCGAGGCGGCCAUCCGUUGCUCUUUCAACUCAAUACAGUCCUUCCAAGAGAAACAGAACAGCGACGAUGGAUGAAGAACCCGAAAUGCCAUCUUGAAUGGAAGGUCAAGGUUCAUUGGGAGAUACCAAAAGGAGUGAAAAAAUAUGCCCCAGAAGACACUGGAGAUUUGGAAGUCUUCACGCCGAAUUUCCAAGACAGUUACCCCGUUUGGCUGCAAGGCUGCAAGUUGUUAGAAACGGCUGAUGAAACUACCAAAGAACUUCUCUCUCUCAACUAUUCCAAGGCACCUGAUCAAUAUGAAUCAUACCAGAUGAAUCUGAGUCAGAGAGUUCAACGACAUAAGCUGGAUUUGGAUUCACCUGAAGUUCAAAUUGCCAAAAUGACAGCAAGGCUUAGAUGGCUCCAGUGGCUCAUGUGCACAGCAGAGAAGAGGAGGUGUAAAAACCAAUUCAGAGGUGCUGUGAGGAAGUUAAUGGACCAGAGAAGACAGGCAUUGGAGAUGAUGAGAUUGUCUGACUACAAGUGCUAUGAAUGGGUCCUAGAAAAGCUGCAGAUCAUUCACAAGCCAAAGCCUCCGAUCUACAUAAACAUACAGAGGAGGCAGUCUCUUCGUCGUCUCACUUCUGAGUAUGUAUACAAGCUGAAGAAGGAGAAAAGAGAAGCACUGCAUCAGGAAUUGAAAGAGAAGCAGGAGGAAUUUCUUCGUGAGAAGAUUGAAACUCUUAAGUGGAUCAUGAUUGAAGAAGGAGAUCUCAAAGUGACUCCAACUAUCACAGAGAAAGAUGUUCAACAGGCUGAACAAGAACUUGAGGAAUUUCUCCAUCAGAAGGAACAGCAUGUUGAAAAGGAGGAAAUCCCUUUCCCAGGAAUGUGGAGGUAUGACUUUGUUGUCACUGGAGAGGAUUAUGUUGACAAAAAGGAGCUGCUGCCUUACAGGAACUGUGAGCAAGUGGAGGAGUACGACACCAGGCAAUGAUCCCUCCCCUCUUUCCUGCAUAGUGUAUGUGCUAGAUGUUACAACAAAAAAGUCACUUUUGUUAACUUCCAUGGAUAACUUUAUUGCAGCUGGUAUUCCUUGUGAGAAAAUGCCAUCAGUUUUCAGUGUCAACGUUCUCGUGAAAUUCUGUGGCACUGCACUUCUCACUAUCCAUUGAAAGCAGCUGACACAACAGUCCAUCUUUCCUUUCUAUUAAAGCACAACAUAAUUUCUCCAAGGAAUGCAGCACCUCCUUCAAGGUUGCAUAUUAAAAAAAAAGGCACGUGGACAUCACAGAUGAAGAGAGCAUAAAUUAGCAUGGGUGAGGAGCAAAAGAGAACACGUCUUUUUUUUUGGCACAUGGCAGCACAUGGCACUCAUGGUGUGUGGGGA
Messenger RNA from Darwinula stevensoni, 1510 nucleotides. The record is from the annotation of a GenBank genome assembly. NCBI's taxonomy places the organism in Eukaryota, Metazoa, Arthropoda, Ostracoda, Podocopida, Darwinulidae.